This is a messenger RNA of Chilo suppressalis (striped riceborer), 1929 nucleotides long. NCBI's taxonomy places the organism in Eukaryota, Metazoa, Arthropoda, Insecta, Lepidoptera, Crambidae. The record is from the annotation of a GenBank genome assembly.
AAAUAUUGCUAUAAGAAAUUGUGAUUUUGUUUUGCAAAAUCUAUAUUAAUUCAAUAAUUAUAUGUGCAUAAACAAUGUAAAAAAACUCAUUUCAUUUAGGCUGUAGGUAUUAUUAUUAUCUAAGGUUCAUUAACUGUAAAAAACGAAAACAUGGAUUCACCUGUGUCGGCUUUCGCUAUGUACAGUACAAAGAAAAAAGCGAAUAGUGAGAAAAAGAAAAAGAAGCAAAAAAAUGCGGCAACCUCACCAAAAUCACCCUCUAAGAAUAUCACAGAAAACAUGAUAAUCGAAGUUGCCCAAAAAAUUAAACGUAAACAGAAAAAGAUGAAGGAGCCAAAAAACAUAAUCAAAAAGAAAAGUCAUAAAAAGAAGAAGUCCAAACAACUGAGACAACUUCAAACAGCAAAAAGAUCUAAGGCUGUAAACCAGAGGAGUCCUACAUUGUCUGAAAGUGAUGAAGAGCCCUCUCUAGUACAAGUUCCAGUACAUAAUCAUGUUAAUUACUAUGAAAAUGAUGAAACUGUUGAUACAUGCUCACAGUCUAGCAAUAGCAGCUUUGAAUUUACUCCAGUUCAGACUGACAGUGUAGAAGAAGGGCUAAAAGUAUUCAAGUGGAUGAUCGCUCCAUACAGCCCGAAUGAAUUCCUCAAUAGAGUCUGGGAGAAAAAGCCAUUGCAUAUUGCUAGGAAUAAACUGGCUUAUUACAAAGAAAUUAUAUCAACUCCAAGCAUAGAUGACAUGUUGCGCAAUGAAAAUAUACAAUUUACUAAAAAUAUUGAUGUUACCUCUUAUGUUAAUGAGAAAAGGGAAACACACAAUCCUGAAGGCAGAGCACAUCCCCAUUUGGUUUGGGAUUUCUAUCUAAAUGGUUGCAGCAUUAGAUUAUUGAAUCCCCAAACUUAUAUUCCCAAGCUGCACUUACUAAAUGCUACAUUACAAGAGUUUUUCAAUUCCUUUGUUGGUGCAAAUGCUUACCUCACUCCUCCAGAUAGCCAAGGUUUUGCUCCACACUAUGAUGACAUUGAAGCUUUCAUCUUACAAGCUGAGGGUAAAAAGCAUUGGCGAAUAUAUAAGCCCAAAAGUGAAAAUGAAAUAUUACCGAGAGUGUCAUCAAAAAAUUUUGAUCAGAAUGAAAUUGGAGAACCCAUUUUGCAGGUAACUCUAGAGGCAGGGGACAUGCUUUACUUUCCUCGUGGAUAUAUUCAUCAGGGAGUCACUAUAGAUGGAGAACACUCUUUACAUGUAACAGUCAGUAUGUAUCAGAAACAUUCAUGGGCAGACCUAUUUGAGAAAAUGAUUCCAGCAGCUCUUCAGAUGGCUAUUAGUGAAAAUGUUGAUUUAAGACGUGGCUUGCCUUUUGAUAUUUAUGAAAACUUUGGUCUUGUCAAUUCUGAUGUUGACACACCUCGAAGAAAAGAGAUAGAAGAUUUAGUCAAAUCUCUCUUUGAUAAAAUCAAAAACCAUUUACCGAUAGACGAUGCUGUUGAUCAGAUGAACAAAAAUUAUCAGCAUGAUGCAUUACCACCAGUAUUAAGUGAUGUAGAAAAGGCUGUUACAGUUUUUGGAGACUCUGAUGUCAUGGUUGAAAAUGGAAAAGUAACAAAUAGAGUUGAAAUCGGACUUGACACAAAAAUAAGGCUUUUGCGCAAAAACAUACUAAGAAUGGUCUCAGAGGAACGGAUCAGACUGUAUUAUUAUAUUGAGAACUCUUUGGAGUACCAUGGAACUGAUUUGCCUUUCUUGGAAAUUGAAGAAGAGUUAGCCCCAGCCAUAGAAACAUUAAUAACGUCUUACCCUGAAUAUGUGAGUGUGGAAAAUUUAGAUGUACCAAAUGAUUCGGAUAAGUUACAAAUAGCUGAUGCUUUGUGGUCCAGAGGUUUAAUUAUGACUGAAUAUCCAUUAGAGACAAUUGAUGAUGAUUAACUUAAU